Messenger RNA from Bactrocera dorsalis (oriental fruit fly), 1626 nucleotides. RefSeq names its product WD repeat and FYVE domain-containing protein 2 (gene Wdfy2). Gene Ontology annotation, molecular function: metal ion binding; protein binding. Lineage: Eukaryota; Metazoa; Arthropoda; Insecta; Diptera; Tephritidae. The record is from RefSeq and is a predicted model, not a curated record. Bases 84 to 1310 code for a protein of 408 amino acids. The transcript is spliced from 7 exons.
GGUAUGGGAAGGAUAAUCGAUAAUUAAUCGGGAAGAUAUUAAAUUAAAUGAGUUUAUAGGUCCGAAAUAACUUUCAUAAUAACAUGGCUGCAGAAAUUAAGCCGGCUCAACGCAGUUGUGAUAAUCGUUUCAGUUCGGAGAAGAAGUUGGAAUUGCUAAAUAAACUGGAGGGUAGUGGUGAUGAUAUUAAUUCUGCAAUAUUUAUUCCUGGAGAAAACGGAGUUAUAAGCGUAUCUGAUGACAAAACUAUACGUGUGUGGCUUAAACGAGAUUCUGGGCAGUAUUGGCCUAGUAUAUGUGAAAGUAUGCCUUCAGGAGGUACGUCUAUAUAUUAUAAUGCGGCCGAAAGACAAUUGUAUAUUGGCCAGGAUAACGGAACGGUAACCCAAUACUUAUUUUCGGAUGACUGCAACCGUCUUUCUUUUGUCCGAGAUUAUUUAGCUCAUCAGGGUCGUGUAAUGGAAGUUGUAGUAGCUCAUAUGCUGAAAUGGGUGUUGUCAUGUGGGAAGGACAAAUCAUUCGUCUUUUACUCUACCGAAAAUGGUCAGAGAUUGGGUAGUUACAGUUUUGAGACACCUUGUACUUCACUUCAAUUUGACACCAUGGCGAAAUAUGCAUUCGUUGGAGACAAUGCUGGUAUGAUCACAAUGUUACGAUGUGACGUACAAGGAGUUCAAUUCAUUAAUACCUUUAAAGGACAUACUACCAGUAUUCGAUGCUUGAAAUGGGUAGAAGAACAUCAGUUACUGUUUAGUGGAUCUUGCGACCAAAUGGUUUUUGUAUGGGAUGUUGGAGGAAAACGUGGCACAAUUUAUGAACUCCAAGGACACAAUAAUAAAGUUUCAUCACUUGCGUAUGCCAAUCAUACCCAGCAACUAAUAAGCGGAGGUGAAGAUUCUGUUAUGGUUUUUUGGGAAAUGAAUGCGAUGCGAAAGGAAGUACCAGGAUGGGUUGAAAGCAAUAGUUGUCAACAAUGUCAACGUCCAUUUUUUUGGAAUUUCCGAGCAAUGAUGGACCAAAGACAAAUAGGCAUUCGACAGCACCAUUGUCGACACUGUGGAAAGGCUGUAUGUGACAAUUGCUCUGUAAACCGUAUUAAUAUCCCUAUAAUGGGAUUUGAAUUCGAUGUGCGUUGUUGUGAUCCAUGCUAUAAGCAAUUACAAAGUGUUGAACGUCCUUCAUUGGCUUCAUUUCAUGAUGCAAAACAUUCUAUCAUUAAUAUGGACUUGGAUGAGAAUCGAAAGUUGUUAUUGACCGUUGGACAGGAUCGUAUUAUUAAAAUCUGGGAUUUAUCUUCAAUUUGGGCAUAAUAAAAAUGGCCUAGCUUUAUCUGGAUUUAUGCUGAAAUCCCUUAUUAAGGAUUUUAUUUUGCUAUUACAAAUUUUAUUUAUUCAUGAUUUAUCUCAAUUUAUAAGAAGUUUUAUUCCAUUGGAAGCAUAAUAACGUGUGUGGAUGAUAGAUACCUGUCGAGCUCCAUUUCUAAAAUUUGUAUUGAAAUUAUUUGUAAUUCUUUGCGCAUAUUGGGAGACACCAAAGCAAAGUUCGCUAUAAAAACUGAAUAAUGCUGUUGUCGUCUUUAUUUGUAUCAUGUAAUGAAUAUUUAAUAAAUGCAUAUGUGGACUAAUA